UUUUGGGUUAGUCAUUCGUUAACGUUGUUGGGGGCUAGCAGCUGAGGACUUGUGGAAGUUCAUGUGUUAUGUCUAUCUGGAAUGCUUGAAGUUCUCGGAUAAAAACUAUCAAUGAUUCUAGUGGGCUGAAUAAAUUUACUAUCGUUUCUAAACGGCAAAAGUUCUAAGAAACAUCAUGAGGUCUAGACAGAUGAUACUAACAAGGGCAUUAUCACGUGAAUUGGAACAGAAUUUCUCGGUUAUGUUUUUGUCUAAUUCCUUUUGUCUUUCUAUAUCUUUUAAUUAUUGUUGUUGUUCUAUUUUAUUUCCCCAGGCCUUUCUCUAUUUCUCACCUGUCUUGCAGCUCCGAUCGGAGGUAGUAGUGCUUUGAUGGGAUGGACCACUACUAAUUAGUAUAUUUUGGUAAGGUGCGCCGUGCCAUUACUGGAAGUGAAUUUUUCACUGAGUGGGUUUAUGGUCUCCAACGUUUCAAUGGGUGAUGCCAACUCCAGCUGGUUACCUGCAGACGCCUGUAGAAGUGGCAAUAAGAUAAUAAAUCGUUGUAAACCAGAAUGUCAGCAACGGCGAUUUUUUUCUCCACUGGAAUUUUAAAUUCAUUUUUCC
Molecule: messenger RNA, 603 nt
Organism: Aspergillus alliaceus
Lineage: Eukaryota; Fungi; Ascomycota; Eurotiomycetes; Eurotiales; Aspergillaceae
Exons: 1
Coding region: 176-370 (64 amino acids)
Source: RefSeq, a predicted model, not a curated record